Messenger RNA from Rhodamnia argentea, 2651 nucleotides. Its product is annotated as disease resistance protein L6-like. NCBI's taxonomy places the organism in Eukaryota, Viridiplantae, Streptophyta, Magnoliopsida, Myrtales, Myrtaceae. The record is from RefSeq and is a predicted model, not a curated record. Bases 271 to 2289 code for a protein of 672 amino acids. The transcript is spliced from 4 exons. Gene Ontology annotation, biological process: signal transduction; defense response. Gene Ontology annotation, molecular function: ADP binding.
CCGACGUGUGGACCAAGUGAGCUCACCUGCCAACCACAAGAUCAACGGCCGAGAUUCAAUUGGUCCAGGAAGAACUUCCCCCUCUCCCGCGCUGAACGGGGUACUCUUUGGCCCGAUGCGCAGCGACCGUACCAAAGUCAACUCUUUGAUCAUAACCAAUCCCGAAGAAACAAUGAUCUGACCAGACCCAACACCAGAUUACUCGUCUCUCUUUGAUGAUCGUCUGCUGCGUCUGAUCCGAAGCGAAGAAGGAACUCACCAGUAAUUUCAAUGGGGUUCAAGUUCAACCUGAACGCACUAUGUCGUUCCACGACGACGUACGGCUCUUCCUUCGCAUGGUGUUCAUGUUGCCAGCCACCGCCGCUCGGGUACCACCGCACGCCUCGCGGUGUGUCCGCCAUGUUCGCCGCCAUGAUGCUCGGUGGACUGGCCUUGGGACUGCUCGCUCCGACCAUGCUCGCGUUCGUCAAGUCAAAAGCGUCCAAAAUCUUCCGCAGACGCACGACGACAGCCAAGAAAGAAGCGGAGACAAACAACCCCGAAGCCGCGACGAGCGGCGGAGACGCGUCGGCACCGGCCGGCGAGGAGUACGAGGUGUUCCUGAGCUUCAGGGGGCCCGACACUCGCACAGGGUUCACCGAUUGCCUCUACCACGACAUGCUUGGCGCCGGAAUCCGCGUCUACCGUGAUGACGAGGAGCUCCGCGUCGGCAGGGAGAUCGGCAGCGAGCUAAUGCGGGCGCUCAACGUGUCCAAGAUCUACGUGCCCAUCUUCUCCAGGGACUACGCGUCGAGCUCGUGGUGCCUCCGCGAGGUCGCGCACAUGGUGGACUGCACGGCGAGAUCGAAGGGGAAUAAGGAGAUCUUGCCGGUGUUCUACGACGCUUCGCCUUCGGAUGUGAAGCUCAGGACCGGGCUGUAUAGUAAUGCCAUGCCUAAGCACAGGAAGAAGUUUGGGGCUGAGGAAGUGAAGAGGUGGGAGGAUGCUCUUGUGGAAGUUGCUGAAUUGAAGGGAUGGGACCUCAAAGCUAGAGGGCAUGGGGAAGCUAUAAAGUUGAUCAUCCGAGAGGUUUUGGUUAAGUUGAAGAUAAAACAUAAGUAUGUGACGAAUCAGUUGGUUGGAGUGGAUGAUCAUGUAGAUGACAUAAUGAAGCUGUUGGAUGUUGACUCUGAAGGUGUUCGUUUUGUUGGUAUUCAUGGGAUGGGCGGUGUUGGAAAAACAACUCUUGCAAAGGUUGUCUUCAACCAGCUCUGUUCGUACUUCGAUGAUUGCUGCUUUCUUGGAGAUGUUCGAGAAUCAUCAGAAAAAGGUGGCCUAGUAAAUUUGCAGAAGCAGUUAUAUUCUGAUAUUCUUGACUCUAGAUUUGUGGACAACAUUCAUGACAUUGAUGAUGGAAUUAACCAAAUUGGGACGAGAUUUCGCAGCAAAAAGGUCCUCAUCGUAUUGGAUGAUGUGGAUAAAGAACAACAACUAGAGAAGCUAGCAGGGGAACGAGAUUGGUUUGGUUCAGGAAGCAGGAUAAUCAUUACAACCAGGAACGAAAUUACUUUAAGAGUCCUGGAUGAGGUGUUGAUAUAUGAAUUAAAGGAACUGAAUUUUGAUCAAGCUCUUAAGCUUUUCUGUAUACAUGCUUUUAGAAAAGACUCUCCACCAUAUCAAUAUGAUACUCCUGCAUCAGAAAUUGUUGUCACAACUGGAGGGCUUCCUUUGGCUCUUGAGGUCAUAGGCUCAUUUCUCUAUCGCCAACCGCAAGAGAUAUGGAAAGAGACUGUGGAAAGGUUAGCAAGAAUACCACAUAAGGAUGUUCGACAGCAGUUGAUGAUCAGUUAUGGAGCACUAGAAGAUGAGGGAAAGCAGAUUUUUCUUGACAUCGCAUGCUUUUUCGUCAAUGACACAAAAAAGACGAAUUGCAUUUACAUGUGGGAAGCUUGCAAUUUUUUUCCUGAGACUGGGAUUCAGGUUCUUAUGCAAAUGUCUUUGGUAAAGAUCGUUGAUGGUGAUAUAAUAUGGAUGCAUGAUCAGCUCAAAGAUCUUGGGAGGCAAAUUAUUCAGAGGGAAUGCCUGCAUGAUCCUGGAGAGCGUAGCAGGGUGUGGGUUUGUGAGGAAGCCCUCGACAUUGUAAGAAUAAAACAGAGAAAGAAAAAAGUUCAGGCACUCAUAUUAGCUGGAAGUCAAUUUCAACCACUAUUAAUUAUACAUGACAAACUUAGUAGGUUACCCAACUUAAGGUUCCUUGAAUUAGAGGCUGGAACCUUUGCCGGAGACUUUGGGGAUAAUUUUUUGAAGUAAAAAUGGAUUUCUUGGCAUUCACCUAGGCCACUAGAUUUUGAGGUAACCAAUCUAUCUAUAAAGAAUUUGGUUGUCUUUGAGAUUUUUUCGGGCAGCAUCACAGAUGACUGGGGUGGAUGGAACCUAAUCAAGGUAUGAUAGGCAUUUACUUUGAUUUUGAUUGGCAUAUAGUUUAAUAUUUACCAUUUUCUUCUCUUGAUGGUCAAUUGUUUUUUGUAGAUGGCAAAAAAUUUGAAAGUUCUAAACCUCAGAGGUUGUGAAGGCAUAACUAGAACACCAGACUUCUCUGGAUGCUUGAGUCUAGCGAGGCUGAGUUUCUAUAAUUGCAUAAACUUGGUUGAAAUUGACUGCUUCAUUGGGAA